CCCUCCGUCUCUUUCAGUCGGCAGGGACCCAUGGUGACCAUGGUGGAAGAAAAGCAUCCGCUCUAGCAGCCGCGCCUCGCCAUAGCAACCGGGGCGUCAGCGCCGGCAGCCAAAUCCCGCGGCAGACCGAGGGGCGGCCCUGCCCCUCGGGGCUGCCCUCCCCUGCCCCCGGGGACUUGCGAAGGGCCGAGCCGGGGGGAGCCCCGCCGCGGUUUUGGGGGGGCAGCCUGGUGCCCGUCCCGUCGGGGCUCAAGGGACGGGCGGGGGCCGCGCCGCUGUCCGUGGUGCUGACGGGCCCCGCACCGCCCAGCCCCGACGGGGCGGGGAAGGGACAUCCCGCAGGGUGCGGGGAGGUGAAAGAAUGCGGGAGAAAGGAAGGCCCGAGGCGGCGGGGUCCUGAGGAGGGGACAGCCACAUGAUCUGCAUCCCACAUGACACAGAAAGAAACUGAUGGCAGCAGCCAGCCCUGCGAAACGUCAUUUUUUUUUCCUCUGUCAAAGAAGGGGGGUAGAAUGAUCACUCCUCUUCAACCAGAUUUGCAAAUAUCCGGGCAGAGGCAGCUACUGAUGUGAAUAUACUCCGUGGAUUCCAGUAUGACUGACACCUUCCCAGGGGUGCCUUCACUUGGGAUUACAAACAGAGAAAGGAUGAAACCAGCGCCUCUGGGAUUAAGCUUUGGAGCAGCCUGAGUAAGAGAGGUGGCCAUGUUUGCCCACAGCAUGGAUAACAGCAGCGGUCCUUUUGUUCUCCCUGCCUUAUUGCUCCUGCUGCAGAACAAGAGCUACUCCAAUGCCUCCAACCCUCCUGCUGGCCAUGAGAUGACGGAGUCACCCAUAGGACCCAGCUCAAGCAGGAACCACACUGCCCUGCAGUACAAACUGAAGCCGGGUGAACUAGCAGCAGCCAGCAUAGUUUUGGGAGCAUUGUGGCUCGUUUCUGUCUUUGGAAACUCCCUUGUGUGCUUAGUGAUCCACAGGAGCAGGAGGACACAAUCCACCACUAACUAUUUUGUUGUCUCCAUGGCUUGUGCAGACCUUCUCCUCAGUAUUGCAAGCGCACCCUUCGUGCUGCUCCAGUUUACCUAUGGCAGGUGGACACUGGGGAACGUGAUGUGCAAGCUGGUCAGGUACAUACAGUACCUCAGCCCUGGAGUCCAGAUAUACGUGCUUCUCUCUAUAUGUGUGGAUCGAUUCUACACUAUCGUCUAUCCCCUCAGCUUCAAAGUGUCCAGGGAGAAAGCCAAGAAAAUGAUCCUGGCCUCUUGGCUAUUUCAUGCCCUGUUUGCAUCACCGGCUUUCUUUUUCUACAGCUCCAACAGCAAUGACCACUGCAACUUUUUUCUUCCGGACUCUUGGGAAGGAGCCAUCUACAGUAUCAUCCACCUCUUGGUGGUAUUUCUCAUCCCAUCCACCCUCAUUAUCCUCUUCUACCAGAAGGUCAUCAAGUACAUUUGGAGAAUAGGUACCGGUGGCAUGACUGUCAGGAGGACAAUGAAUAUUGUCCCAAGAACAAAGGUGAAAACCAUCAAGAUGUUCUUAAUGUUAAACUCGGUGUUCCUCCUGUCCUGGCUCCCUUUUUAUGUGGUACAGCUGUGGCACCCACAGGAAACAGACUACAGAAAGAGCUCCUUGGUUUUCCUGGCCAUCACCUGGAUCUCCUUCAGUUCUUCAGCCUCUAAGCCAACCCUCUACUCCGUGUACAAUGCAAACUUCAGAAGAGGGAUGAAAGAAACUUGUUGCAUGUCCGCUAUGAAAUGCUACAGAAGUAACGCGUACACCAUCACCACCAGUUCCAGGAUAGCCAAAAAAAAUCACAUUGGGAUUGCAGAUAUCCCAGCUCCAGUGAAAACUGUCACCAAAGACUCCAUCUAUGAUGCUUUUAACAGAGAAGCCAAGGAAAAAAAGCUUGCCUGGCCUAUUCAGUCCAACCCUCCAAAUACGUUUGUCUAGUUGGCUUCAUUGCUUUGAAAAAUUAUUAUGUACCCCCAGAACAAAGAGCUUUCUCUCGGUUUUGAACCAUUGUAUGUUUACGUCUUUUUAACUCAACUUUUAGGGAAGAAAAAGAGAUGUUUUAUUUUAUUAAAUGCCUUGAUUUUGGUAUCUCAGGUCUGUUUCCUUUCAGUUACAUUCUGCUUUGUGAAACUACUCUAUCUGAAUCAGGAGCAUAACUGUUUCACAAAACAGAAAAGCUCUUAUACUCUUUGUACGUAGGCAAAAACGGGAGGGAAAUACACCACUUUUUAAAUUGCCUGUAUUUUGGCCACAGUGUAUAAAUGCAUGUAUCCACCAAAAGCCAUCUAUACUUCCUGAAACAGACAGCCUUUUUUUUUUUUUUCUUUGCAUUUAUCAAACUCAUCUAUAUGUACU
Molecule: messenger RNA, 2366 nt
Organism: Columba livia (rock pigeon)
Lineage: Eukaryota; Metazoa; Chordata; Aves; Columbiformes; Columbidae
Gene: GPR19
Product: G protein-coupled receptor 19
Exons: 2
Coding region: 705-1949 (414 amino acids)
Biological process (GO): G protein-coupled receptor signaling pathway
Cellular component (GO): plasma membrane
Molecular function (GO): G protein-coupled receptor activity
Source: RefSeq, a predicted model, not a curated record